UCUCUCUCCAUCUCUCAUUGUGUUUACAGCCUUGGAGAGGACUGCAUAUCUGACAUUUCUCUCUCAAACUCCAACCAGCUCUCAUCUCAUCUGAAAGAAAAAAAGAGAAGAUAAGAGAGGCUCGUCUGUCCCACCUGACCCGAGCUCAUCUUCACAUCCCCACCAGGGCUGCACCAACAGGCCCCGGCAGCCUGACUGACCUCCCGCGUUUCCCAAUCAAGCCGAUCAAACUGUAACCGGCCCCGCUGCCCUCCAUGGAGCGCGUCCAGCACAUGACCAAAUCGGCCAUUCGCCGAGCGUCUCAGAUUGAGGUGAACCCGCAAGCCAAGAGGAACCUGCAGGAGCUGUUCGUCAACUUCACCCUCAUCCUCAUCUGCCUGCUUCUCAUCUACAUCAUCGUCCUGCUGAGCAGCUGAGAGACGCACGCAGAGAGAGAGUUUUGGCAAGGAUGAGGGUUUCACUGAUACAUGCAGAUUCAUAUAUAUAUAUAUAAAUUUGAAAGAAGCAAUAAUACAGUUUGCAUGUAUCAGCUUAACCCCGUUUCCCAUGGCGGCAGUUUUGACUCCGUGUGAAAACCAAAAGCGGCCAAACUCUCAAUUCACAGCAAAACUCGAGGGUGAUGUGAGAGCUGAUCGGGAAUCAGCUGCACUCCGUCUCAAGGGAAUGAUCAAAAGUGACCCGACUUCAGCAGUUUAACCUUCACCGAUGCGCUUGUACCUCUUUCUGCUGCUCAUUCAGAUUAAUACUGUGCUCAUUUGCAAAGGACGACGACUCCCACUGUACCGUACAAGCACGACGAAGUGCAAUGAUGCUGAAAUAUCAAUACAUCACCACUGUUUGACUUCCAUUUCCCACGAGCCCUCCUCCUUACUUCCUGCAGCCCCCGUCCCCCACCCCCAGCAGAAAGAUAAACAUGCUGGAAAUGUUUUUUUUUUUUUUUUUUCCAUGAGCAUUUUCACGUCUUUCUUGGUUUGCAGCUGACAGAAACCACAGACAGUUCACAGGAAAACACCCAGGCCUCACUGAGGUUUCCUCAAACGUCUCGUUGGUUUAAAAAAAAAAAAAAAAAACCCUAAAAGUUGAGCAAAAAGUAAGAGGGGAAAUCUGAGAACAACAUGCCUCAAAAUAUAAUGUUGCUGCCCUGGAAGAACUGCCAAAGAGUUAAGCCCCUUACACUUCUUUUUAAAUAUAAUUUGUCACUCUCUAUUGGCCCACAGCUGUGGCAGGGGUGGCCAUAAAUCUGCAAACACAAAGGCCUGUGUACCUGUACCUGUGCGCAAAACCAAUCACAUACGCUGCUAAACCUGCUGACCACAGCCUAAACCUGUAAACCUACUGGACUGUUUCACUCAGACUUCUACACUGAGGGUAUCUAAAAAAAAAAAAAAAAAAAAAAAAAAAAAAAAAAAAUUAUACGUUAAAAAGAAAAAAAAAAAAGAUUCUAAUUCUAUUGAAAUUUCAAACUCUGGCGCCUCCCUGUGGCCAUAUCUCAAAAAACACAGUGGAGAAUUUUAAAGAUACUUUCAUUUUAAACCCCCCCCCCGUGUUUUUUUUUAAACUGCUGCGGAGAAGCAACUUUCAUCUACACAACAUCAUUUACAAAAUGAAAAUCUACUUUAAAUAAACUUUCACUGAACUAAUUACCGCUGAUGGCAGCCAAUCAGCUCACUGCAGCUGCAGCAUGUCUGCCAUUAGAUUCAGCGUGUUUCUUACUCCUGUUUGACAUCUAUAAAUAUACUUAAUAUGAUACUUAGAAACGACUCUAAGUGCUGCAGACCUUUAAAGAGUGCAUGUGAAGUGCAGUCUGACUGCAUCUUCAACCUCUUAUUAACAAUGAAAGGUUUGCUUUACGGUGCGCUUCAGAGGGAAUCUCUGAGUUACACUCACGGGUGUGAAGGAAACUCACUUUGCAUGGUGUGAAUUGUUUAAAGCUGUGUCUGUUUAGUUAGUACAGCUACGCUAUUGUUUAUUACAGUAGAAAUUUCUGAAUGUUAGCAGCCAUGAUAUGUUAAAAAAAAAAAAAAAAGUGAGACUCUUAAAUCCUGUCUUGCAGAAACAGAUACCUAAUUAUCAAAUUGUGUUGUUUUUGGAAAUAUAUGAGAUGCACAUAUGGGAGUAUGACUUAUUUUUGUUCUGUUGUAUGUUUGAAAAACUGUACCACCUGAUGUUUAAACUGUGGAACACCAAAUAAAUUGCAUGUCAGUA
Molecule: messenger RNA, 2205 nt
Organism: Archocentrus centrarchus (flier cichlid)
Lineage: Eukaryota; Metazoa; Chordata; Actinopteri; Cichliformes; Cichlidae
Gene: pln2
Product: phospholamban 2
Exons: 2
Coding region: 255-416 (53 amino acids)
Biological process (GO): negative regulation of heart rate; negative regulation of ATPase-coupled calcium transmembrane transporter activity; negative regulation of calcium ion import into sarcoplasmic reticulum
Cellular component (GO): sarcoplasmic reticulum; membrane
Molecular function (GO): ATPase inhibitor activity
Source: RefSeq, a predicted model, not a curated record